Cornus florida is the source of this 677-nucleotide messenger RNA. Its product is annotated as small ribosomal subunit protein uS17c. The transcript has a single exon. Gene Ontology annotation, biological process: translation. Gene Ontology annotation, cellular component: ribosome. The record is from RefSeq and is a predicted model, not a curated record. Lineage: Eukaryota; Viridiplantae; Streptophyta; Magnoliopsida; Cornales; Cornaceae. Gene Ontology annotation, molecular function: structural constituent of ribosome. The coding region runs from base 73 to 549 and encodes 158 amino acids.
AAUAGCCAAUCCACACAUACAUUAAGAAGGCCUCGUCUCUCACUCUCUUAUCCAUCUCUCAAACACAACACAAUGUCCCUAACCUCCUCUCUCCUUCAACUCUCCCUCGUCCCUCCAUUGAAAUCUCCCAAGCUCGCAACAGAAUUCCUUCAUGGGUCCUCACCAAUCACCCUCCUCAGCAAACCCUCUACCUCUCUCUCCUCACCAAACCCUCAUCCCCACACUUUCCUCCCCCCAAUUCGGGCCAUGAAGACGUUGCAGGGGCGAGUCGUGUGUGCCGCCAGCGACAAGACUGUGGCAGUGGAGGUGGUUCGUCUCGCUCCGCAUCCCAAGUACAAGCGAAGGGUCAGGAAGAAGAAGAAGUACCAAGCUCACGACCCAGAGAACCAAUUCAAAGUUGGGGACUUUGUUCAGCUUGAAAAAAGCAGACCCAUUAGCAAAACCAAGACUUUCGUUGCUGUUCCGGCCCCCAAAAGGAAUGCGCCGAAGCUGAAGGAGGUUGCGCCGCCGGCAGAGCUCGGUCUUGAAUUGGAGUCUCAGCAAGCUUAGAGUGAGCUUUGUUGGAUUUUAGCUUCAGCUACUGUGUUUGACUUUCUGUUGUUAGUUUGAGAUUAUGCUUUUGAAAUGCUAUGUGACAUAUACUGCGUUUUGAAUUGAAUUGAAUGUUCGAUGUUUCA